Messenger RNA from Penicillium robsamsonii, 864 nucleotides. Its product is annotated as sucrase/ferredoxin-like domain-containing protein. The transcript is spliced from 2 exons. Bases 1 to 864 code for a protein of 287 amino acids. Lineage: Eukaryota; Fungi; Ascomycota; Eurotiomycetes; Eurotiales; Aspergillaceae. The record is from RefSeq and is a predicted model, not a curated record.
AUGUUUCGCUCACUACUGGCCAUCACUGGCAGACGCCCAAGAUACAUAUUUCCUGAAGUCGACCCGAAAGUCGACGGAGACGACUGCCGCACCGACUGCAACGAAUGCACUGUGAAAUACCCUAGAAAUACGAAGAUCGACACGACUCUCCCAAUGUACGGAUUCAUCAAAGAGUUCCACGCGCACGUACUCGUUGCAACGGGGAAAACGGAUUGGAUCCAGAAGGUCGAACAAGAGGAGGGGAGUCUAAUGGAGGCAUUCAAAUCGGACGCAAAGUCCAAGCAUGGUCGUCUCAUGAUCUCUGCGUCGAAUCUCACUCCACCAGGUGGAGAGGUACCUGGCACUCCCAAGACAACAGUCCUCCUGCUACCGUCAUUUAUCUUUGUGGAUAGCGUUUCUUACUCAGAUGCCCAGCACGUGGUCGAGACUUUCAUUGACAUGCCACCGGGUAAUCCAACCCAAUCCAUUAGCAGUCCACAGUUAAGUUCCCGGCCAUGUCCACAUGACUACGUGGUCCUGCUGUGCUCGCACAAACGGCGAGAUGCGCGCUGUGGAAUUACAGCACCGUUGAUCAAAAAGGAGAUGGAGCGACAUCUGCGCGGACGUGAUCUUUACCGAGAUAUGGAUGAUGAGCGACCUGGAGGCGUGGGAAUUUAUUUUGUCUCCCAUGUUGGGGGACAUAAGUUCUCUGCAAAUGUGCUGGUUUAUCGGAAGAAAGAGCAGCAAAUGAUCUGGUUGGCUAGGGUCAAGCCGGAACAUUGUGAAGGAAUUGUGAAUUACACAAUCCUAGAGGGGAAGGUUGUUCAUCCGGAUUCCCAGCUUCGAGGGGGAUUUGAUAGAAUGAAAGGAUUAACAAGCUGGUGA